CACGCUUUGGGUUUCUUGCCUCGACCAUUCACGUAAACAACCACCGCGCCCUCCGCCGCAAUUGACGCCACACCGCUCGGCCUCCCCAUGCGUGUCUCGCGGUAGCCGCACCAGAAUGAGCGAGAACCCCGCCGAGCCCCCCAAGAGUGAGGGAAACAGUAAAGAGACACCGGAAACACACAAGAACUCCAGCCAGGAAGUCGAGUAUGACGACUUUGGCCUGCCCAUAAGGAAAAGGCGACCGCGGACUCCGGUGGAGGAGAGCUCCGACUCGGAAACGGACAAGUUUGAGGAUGCCGUGGCUUCAAACGACGAUAGGGGGUACCGCGCCAUUGCAUCCGAGGACGAGAAAGAGGUACCAAAGGAAAAAGAUGGCAACAAGAAGCCUCCAGCCGCUGGGCCAGAGAAGACCGGCGCGGAGAGUAAUGCGCAGCCCCAACCCAGCAAGCAGCCACCGGAGCCGGCAGGGAAGGCCGAGCAGGAACGGUAUAGCGAUCACCCUGAAGACAAGUUUGUAGAAGCAAAGAAGAGUGUCCCGGCAGACAUCAAGUCACCCACUACAUCCGAGCCGCCAAAGAGCGCAACCCUCCUCCAAACGAACGCUGCGGCCAUAUCCGAGUAUUCGCACCUGCACCUCGUCACACAGGCACAGAAUGAUUCCAAGGAAAAGGACAACGAAGUUGACGAGGGCGAGUGGCAGGAAAUGCCUGCAUAUGCCCAUUACGACAUGUACGACGACGACAACAGACUUAUUGCCAAGGAGAACUUGGAGGAACUGGAAGACAUGCACGGCUACGCCAACGUCGGAGGCGCCGCCAAAGGCUACACCAGAGUCAUCAUGGAUGAUGACGCGGAUUCACAGACGAGCAUGGACGACAACACGGCAUACUUGUUCAAGGAAAGAAGCACCGCCUUGGCUGACGAAGACGAAGAAGGGCGAGACCCGCUCUCGCAGAUGCAAGCCACCAAGAACCUCCUUACCGAAGGACAGCGUGUCGCAUACGUCGGACUGGUACGACUAGCUACGAAAGAAAUGGAGAGGAAGUUUGCCCAGAUCAAGCCCACCACCAAAAGGAUGAAGAAACAGAUGGAGAUGCAGUCGGGAACAACCAAAAUGUGGUCACAAAAAAUCAUGAUCAAGAUAUACGGACACAUGGAUAUCAACACAUCGGAGCAGAUCAUGAUCGAGCAGUUAUCAGAGCACGGCGUGGUGCCAGCCGACCUCACACCAGCAUUGAUGCGGAACGCGCGAGUGAAGAAUCCUGUCGCAGCGGAUGCAGAUACUGCGAACGACCCUGAUUCUGCGAGGCCAUCCGUUUCAUCUCCUCGGCCUGAAACACCGGCGGACAGACCAAAAUCGAAACGCCUCUCAUCACCAGGCUCGGAAGACUAUCUGCGAUCGCCAUCACCUCCGCCCUAUGAAGAAUACGACGACGGCUACGAUUAUCCAGAGGUCAAGUCGCCAUCCCAACUUCCAAACAGCAAGAAUCUUGACAUUGAUCUGCGAUGGACUGUCCUGUGCGAUCUGUUCCUAGUACUCAUAGCAGACUCGGUCUACGAUUCGCGCUCGAGAGAGCUCUUUGAGCAGGUUGGCAAGUAUCUCAGUGUAGACUGGUUAGAGAGCUGUCGGUUUGAGAAGCGCGUCACAGAUGCGCUGGAGAUGCAGGAGCAGGCUGACAAGGAGAACUGGAAUGAGGAUGAACACAUGGUUAAUCGUGCUAAGCGGGCGCGCAACAAGCGGUUGGCGUUUAUGGGUCUCGCAACGGUUGGCGGUGGUCUUGUUAUUGGCUUGUCGGCUGGUCUCCUUGCUCCUGUUAUCGGUGCUGGACUUGCUGCGGGUUUUACUACCAUUGGAGUCGCGGGCACCAGUAGUUUUCUGGCGGGUGCUGGAGGCGCUGCCAUCAUCACGUCCACUGGCGUUGUCACCGGUAGCACCGUUGGUGUCAGGGCGAUGAAUAGGCGUACAGGCUCAGUGAAGACGUUUGAGUAUCGUCCUCUUCACAACAACAAGCGCACUCAUCUCAUCAUUACAUUGGCAGGCUGGAUGAAUGGCAAAGUCGACGAUGUCCGCUUGCCAUACAGCACUGUGGACCCUAUCAUGGGUGACAUUUAUUCCGUCCUCUGGGAGCCUGAGAUGUUGAGAAGCAUGGGUGACACGAUCAAUAUCCUUGCUACUGAAGCUCUUACACAAGGGUUGCAACAAGUUUUGGGCAGCACCAUUCUCACGGCUCUCAUGGCUGCCAUGACGCUGCCUCUCGCUCUGACAAAGCUGUCUUACCUCAUCGACAACCCGUGGAUCGUCUCGCAAGCGCGAGCAGAUAUGGCUGGACUGAUUCUGGCAGACUCACUCAUUGAUCGCAACCUGGGAACAAGACCAGUCACGCUCGUCGGUUUCUCGCUUGGCUCAAGAGUCAUCUUGUCAUGUCUAAAGGAGCUUGCCGAGCGAGGUGCGUUUGGCAUUGUGCAGAACGUGUACAUGUUUGGCACACCAGCAGUGGUCAAGUUUGAUGAGUACGUAAAGGCCAGGUCUGUUGUGCCUGGGAGAUUUGUCAAUGGGUAUGCUACCAAUGACUGGAUCUUGGGUUACCUCUUCCGCGCAACCAGUGGUGGUAUCAUGCGCGUCGCAGGCCUUGCCCCCGUACAAAUUCCCACUAUUGAAAACGUGAAUGUGACUGAGCUCGUACCUGGCCACAUGGCCUAUCGUGCGGCCAUGCCCAAGCUACUCCGCGAAGUCGGCUGGAUUGUUGAAUCGGACGAGUUUGUUGAAAUUGAAGACCCAGACCCGGACAAUCACGAAAUCCGGCAGCGUGAACUCAUCAAUGAAAUUGAAGAAGCGCGAAAAGAGCUCGAAAAGAAGGCGCAAGAAAAAGAGCGAAGGGGCAGCAAGCUCAGCUGGUGGAAGAAGAAGAAAGCCGCCAAGAACGACUGGGAAGUGUACGAUGAACACUCGACGGCCGUGCCCGCAAACCACAAGAAACUCGACCAAGACCAGGACCCAGCCAAGCUGGCUGAAAACCAAAUCAUGUUUGACAUUGACGCAAUCCGCAAGGAGGUGGCAUCAUUGGCCGCCGAAAGCAAAGAAUACAAUGCCGAAGCCGAGUUUGAAAUCAAAGAAAUCAAGUCGACGCUUCCACCGAUGAAGAUUGACAUGGCCACGGUCCCGCCAUCACAAGCAGCCAACAACCGGUACUCUAUGCUUAGGGAAACGAAGAGCUACAACGACAGCCUAGGCUCAUCAAGCUACAAGACAGCGCCAAGCACAAACGGUACAAACGGUCGCUACGAAGAAUACGACGAGUUCGACUAUGAGUACGGCGGCGCCGACAACAUGGAAAUGACUUUCGAUACGUCAUUCCGCGACCCGGCGCCCUCGUCCUCCUCACCUCCACGCCCCUCCGCCACAAAGACUUCCUCUCUCCCCCUUUCACCGCUCCCCGCGCCGCCCGCACACUCUAACACAUCCUCUCCCUGGGAAGACGAAGUCCGCAGCACCACCACCACUAGACCGCCGCUUCGCCCCGCCAAAACAGACAACCAUGCAUCCGUCAGCCUCGCACCCGCCGACCUGGGGCACAAUGCGUGGGCCGACGAAUUCGAAGACGACUUUGGCCAGGAGAAAGAAGUCAAGAUGAGCUUCAUGUGA
This is a messenger RNA of Exserohilum turcica Et28A, 3643 nucleotides long. RefSeq lists its product as uncharacterized. Bases 116 to 3643 code for a protein of 1175 amino acids. The record is from RefSeq and is a predicted model, not a curated record. The transcript has 3 exons. Lineage: Eukaryota; Fungi; Ascomycota; Dothideomycetes; Pleosporales; Pleosporaceae.